UGGGUCUUAGUUCGCAAUGUAAACAGAAAGAGGCAUUCUGUUGCUGAGAACGUGAACUGCGUUUUAGCGGGAAAAGCCUAGAGUAUAAGUCGAUUCUUUCAAAUAAGUAAUUUUUAAAAAAUAAACAUGUCUCACUCUGUCACUGUUACAAGAACUACUACAACUUCAAGUGCUACUGCAAUUAUUUUGAAUACAGGACUUCUAAAGACAGCAAGUGGUGCUUUAAAAUUGUUCGAAACGAUAAUUGGAGCAAUAUGCUUGGGUCUGAUAGCCUAUUACUCUACUGACAAGGGUGGGACUUGCUUGAACGCCGAGUUCGUUUUCUUCUUCCUGGUGACAUUUGCCUUUUUGGUGACCACUUUUCUCCUUCUCAUCUCUGCACUAGUGUCUCUCAUGUCUGCCACUAUAAUACACAAGACGCUUUUUGAGUUCCUGUACCAUGUGUUUGCCUUCAUCUUUUACAUCUCUGCCAGUCUCGCACUGCUCAUAUACAUACAGAAAGUCAACAGAUAUAUUGCGACAUCACAUUACAAUGGAAUAAUGGCUGCUUCCAUUCUGGGCCUUGCCAAUUCUGUGUUGUAUUUUCUGAGCGCGUUUUUCUCUUUCCGGACCUACAGAACGGGUUAAUGUUUCACAUCAAUUGGCUACUUUCACAGAAAUUUCGAUGUUUUGAAGCGAAGUUCUUUGGUAUUUCAAAAAGAAUCAUCCAGUAUGUGAAAUCUAAAUAAUUGUAGCAGACACACGCAUAUAGUGCCAUAAAAAGUGCCUUAUAUAGUGCCUUAACUAUAUAGUGCCUUAACCAUAUAGUGCCUUAACUAUAUAGUGCCUUAAUAACUUUAAAAAAAAAUCGGAAUUACAGUGUUCUGUUAAUUCUGGUAGCUAUGACCUUCAAGCAUAAAGAAUAUGACCUUGAUCUCACUUUUUUUUUUUUUUUUUUUUUUUUUAACUUUUGUUUUGGACUUAUUGGUAAAAGGUUCCCCACUUUGGGUAUCUUUUUAUGAUUACUGUUAUUAGUCUAUUUUGGUAUUUAUUGUCGUCAUUCUCUUCGUUAUUUGAAGAAUUGGUAUUAGUAAAAACUUCAAUUGCUUUUUCUUAAUUUAGUUAUUACGUUGCAAAUUUGCAAUUGGACCUAAUAUAAUUUUUUUUUCCUUAGUUCAAAUCAAUUGUUUUCUUUUAAUAUGUUUAUAAUGUUGCAAAUUUGCAGUUAGAACUGAUACAAUUUUCAUUUUGCCUAAAUUCAAGUAAAUUGUUUUUUGUUAAUAUGCUUAUUAUGUUGCAAAUUUGCAGUUAGAACUGAUGUAAUUUUCAUUUUGUCUAAAUCCAAAUCAAAUUAAUGGCACUGCCUGUUAAGGAAUUCUCAAAAGUUUUGCCACUGAAUCUUGAAUAAAAGAAUAAUUUUUAUUUCGCCUAAACUCAAAUGGAAUAAAAAAUAAUUCUGCCCGUUGCUGAACUCUUAGUAGUUGCAAAUUUGUUUGGAAUUGUUAAUUUAAAUUGUAAUAAUAAUAUUUUUAUUCCGUGCCAAAUUAAUAAAUAAAAAAAAAGCUCAAAAUUUUAACUAAAAAUAUAUAUUUCAAGUGUCUAUUCUAAGAAAAUGAAAAAAAUCAGGUUAAAUUUGACUUAUCAAUUAAGAUGGUCGAUAAAAAGUUUGCUGUAAUUAUUCACAACUGGAUAUUCUUUUGUACUUACUUAUCAUGUAAAGAUGUCGUCUUUUAUUUUGCUGCAAUUUAUAACAUAAUGUUUUUGUUGCCUUUACUUGUUAUAUUCUGCCGACAUACUGAGCUUGAUGCUUAUUUUUGUUUUUAACUUUGAUAAUUUGUUAUUGAUUUAUUUUUUAUUUCUUUGUAUGUGCUUUUAGAUUUUAAUGUUGAAUCAAAUGUGUACUAUCAAUUAGAAAUAUACUUUUGUAAAGAAACUUUUUUACAGUGCAAUUGAAGACUAAUUUGUUAAAAAAAAUUUAAAAUCACCUAACACAAGAUUACAAAUAUAUAAAAAGGAAAAUUUUUUCAAAUGAGGAAAUAGUGUAAUGUCAAAUGAUGUAAAUAUAUAAAAAGGGGAAUUUUUCAAAUGAUUUAUUGCUACAGAAUUCAUAUUUUAGAGGAGAAAAAAAGGGAUAGCAAAAAAUUUAUUUUUUAUUUGAUCUAUUUUUCAAAAGUUUUUAUAAAAACCUGUUUUCUCCAGCUGUGCUAUUGAAGUGUUUAUAUGAAAGUUUAUAAAUAUCAUUGCACUAAUGCAUAAAUAAAUAUCAUUUGAUACUUAUUUAAACAUGAAAUUGGGCUUUUAGAAUAACAACUUUUAGUAAAAACUUAGCUUUAUGUAAGUGUCAUUUAAAAAUGUAUACUUUCUAAUUAUAUAUGUUAUUAAAAUAUACAACAACAGAAAAAUACCUAUACAAUAGCUUUCAUGUUUAUUACUGUGAAUGCUAUUCGAAAUACUUCUAUACAUUCGUACAUAAUCUAUAGCUACAUAAUCUAUGAUUCAAAGACUUGAUCCACUACUAGAAGAUAUGUACUAAAAUAAAAAUAAUAUGUAUAUACAUACAUAUUACUUUUAUAUACAUAAAUUGUAAUAUUUUUAAGGUGAUAUGAAAAUAUAUAUUAAAAAAACUAUCUGAAAUUAUUAUGGCUGUUCUCCAAACAUUGCCAUAAACUACUGUCAAGAUUUUACACUAUCAAGAUCAACCAUUAUUAGUGUGGGAGUAGCAAUAUGUUUAAAUUCAGUAUAUUUGGAAACAAAAGUAACAAUUUUCCUGUAAGAUUUGAAAUAAUUUUUUUAUUAUCAUGUUUUUCUACUGUUCAUAUUUUAUUUAUAUUUCAACGUUUACAAGUUCGAAAAAUUGUUUAAUAAAGUUUUACUGACCAA
Parasteatoda tepidariorum (common house spider) is the source of this 2859-nucleotide messenger RNA. RefSeq lists its product as uncharacterized. Gene Ontology annotation, cellular component: membrane. NCBI's taxonomy places the organism in Eukaryota, Metazoa, Arthropoda, Arachnida, Araneae, Theridiidae. The record is from RefSeq and is a predicted model, not a curated record.